Messenger RNA from Leishmania mexicana MHOM/GT/2001/U1103, 4689 nucleotides. RefSeq lists its product as hypothetical. The coding region runs from base 1 to 4689 and encodes 1562 amino acids. The transcript has 2 exons. Gene Ontology annotation, cellular component: Golgi apparatus. Lineage: Eukaryota; Euglenozoa; Kinetoplastea; Trypanosomatida; Trypanosomatidae. The record is from RefSeq and is a predicted model, not a curated record.
AUGGACCGCUUCUUCAAAAAGAGCUCCUCUGAGGCCGCUCAGGCAAAGGAAGAAGUGGAACUGUUGCAGCAGAAGAUAAAGACGAUGAGCGAGGUGGCGACAGCAUUGGAGACUCAGUUGAAUGAUGAAAAGACAAAAUACACUUUGCUGCUCACCAAAACAAACACGUGGAAGGAAAAAGUAAAGGCACUCACGGAGUCCGAUCGAUCGCGCAUCGCUGAGCUGGAAUCACAGCUGGCCGCUUACCAUGUGGCCGGCGAAGCUAACGGCGGUGAAUUGACCCCCGAGAUACGCGCCGCUGUUCAAGCAUCACUUCGCGGCAUUAUGACCAAGCAUGCCGAAGAGAUGGACGCAUGUAAGCAGCAGAUGGCAGCUGCGCAGGUCACUUUGAGCACCAAAGAAACGACCAUCACAGAACUCAUGCAAGAGCUGGAGGCAGUCAAGGCGGUUUAUCUGGAGAGCCAGCACCGUUUCGCAGAGGAAAUGCACUCCGUGACAGAUCACCACGAAAAGGCGAUGGCACAGCUGCAGUGUCAGCCUGAAUCUCUGCAGGAACUCGAGGACCUGAAAUCUCGAUUCCAAGAGCAGCAGAAGGAGAUCACCUCGUUGGAGAAUCACUCUCUGCAAAACGCACAGAUAAUGAGUGUCCUUCAACAAGAUUUGGCCUCUUCCGCAGAGAAAAAUGAAUUGCUUACUCAAGAGGUGCGCACACUCCAAGAAUCCCUCGCGACACUUAAGCAGAAGCAAGCAAUUUGGAAAGAAAAGGUGAUGCAGAUGAAGGCGAAGGAUGACGAAACCAUCAAACACCUGCAAUCGGAACUGGCACUCACGCGUGAGUCAUCUCCAGAGAUGAAUCACUCUCCCCCUGUAGCUGAGCCCACAGCAAUCGGCCAACCUGGCACCAGCGCCACAGCAGCCACAAUCAACCCACAGUCCAGUUCGGCCUCGAGAGCACCGUCGUCACCACCUGACGAACACCUUUGUCAGCUCUCGAUUCAACUAGAAGACGAGCCCAUCACGCCUCGCCAGUUUCAAGAGAAGCUCGAAACAUGGAAGCAUAAGGUACGAGAAAUGAAGAUACACGAUAUGCGCACCAUUGAAGCCCUGCAUACAGAGUGCGAUCAGCUCCGCCACCAGCUGGCCGCCAGCGCGGACGAGCAGGCGCAGGCCCACGAGACCCUCCGCGCGGAGCUGGCGGCUGCCCAGCAGGAGCGCGACAACGCCGCGCAGCAGGCGCAGCGGCACGCAGAGGAUGCCGCGUGUGUGCGGCAAGAGCUGGAAGCUAAGGCAGCGCAGUUCGAACAACUGGAAGCAAACGUUGUCACCUGGAAGGAGAAGGUGAAAGCCUCCAAGGCCCAGGACGCACAGCGUAUCGCUUCGCAGGAGGAGGAGCUGGAGCAGCUCCGCCACCAGCUGGCCGCCAGCGCGGACGAGCAGGCGCAGGCCCACGAGACCCUCCGCGCGGAGCUGGCGGCUGCCCAGCAGGAGCGCGACAACGCCGCGCAGCAGGCGCAGCGGCACGCAGAGGAUGCCGCGUGUGUGCGGCAAGAGCUGGAAGCUAAGGCAGCGCAGUUCGAACAACUGGAAGCAAACGUUGUCACCUGGAAGGAGAAGGUGAAAGCCUCCAAGGCCCAGGACGCACAGCGUAUCGCUUCGCAGGAGGAGGAGCUGGAGCAGCUCCGCCACCAGCUGGCCGCCAGCGCGGACGAGCAGGCGCAGGCCCACGAGACCCUCCGCGCGGAGCUGGCGGCUGCCCAGCAGGAGCGCGACAACGCCGCGCAGCAGGCGCAGCGGCACGCAGAGGAUGCCGCGUGUGUGCGGCAAGAGCUGGAAGCUAAGGCAGCGCAGUUCGAACAACUGGAAGCAAACGUUGUCACCUGGAAGGAGAAGGUGAAGAACGCGAAACUGAGGGAUUCCGAGAGAAUUUCGAGCCUAACGGAGGCGAGGGAGAACUGGCAGAGAGAAGCGGUGAGGGUUGCGGAGGCUGUGUGGCUGCUGUGUGCCGGUACUAUGAUCUGCGGAAAUGUGGAGUCGCCGGCGGAGUGGUCAGAGAGUCUUUGUGAAGCUGUGAAAGAUGGACAGGGUGCCUUGGUAUGCCUUUCGUUAAAACUGGGGACGGAAGGCACUUGGGCGGGUAUUCAAUGGUUCAAGGAACAGUUCACAGCUUACCUUGAUGUUCGUGCGUCAGCGGCCGAGGAAGCGGCAGAGCGGGUAGAGGCUUUGGAGGGUGAAAUCUUGCGCCUAAAGGAAUCGGAGGCUUCAUUGAAUGCUCGUUGCGAAAAUACCGAAGCGCACGCAAGGGAUCUUGAAGAGGAUUUGAAACGUGCAUCGACUCAAGCAGAGCCAGAGGAGCUGGAGCAGCUCCGCCACCAGCUGGCCGCCAGCGCGGACGAGCAGGCGCAGGCCCACGAGACCCUCCGCGCGGAGCUGGCGGCUGCCCAGCAGGAGCGCGACAACGCCGCGCAGCAGGCGCAGCGGCACGCAGAGGAGCUGGAGCAUCUCCGCCACCAGCUGGCCGCCAGCGCGGACGAGCAGGCGCAGGCCCACGAGACCCUCCGCGCGGAGCUGGCGGCUGCCCAGCAGGAGCGCGACAACGCCGCGCAGCAGGCGCAGCGGCACGCAGAGGAGCUGGAGCAGCUCCGCCACCAGCUGGCCGCCAGCGCGGACGAGCAGGCGCAGGCCCACGAGACCCUCCGCGCGGAGCUGGCGGCUGCCCAGCAGGAGCGCGACAACGCCGCGCAGCAGGCGCAGCGGCACGCAGAGGAUGCCGCGUGUGUGCGGCAAGAGCUGGAAGCUAAGGCAGCGCAGUUCGAACAACUGGAAGCAAACGUUGUCACCUGGAAGGAGAAGGUGAAAGCCUCCAAGGCCCAGGACGCACAGCGUAUCGCUUCGCAGGAGGAGGAGCUGGAGCAGCUCCGCCACCAGCUGGCCGCCAGCGCGGACGAGCAGGCGCAGGCCCACGAGACCCUCCGCGCGGAGCUGGCGGCUGCCCAGCAGGAGCGCGACAACGCCGCGCAGCAGGCGCAGCGGCACGCAGAGGAGCUGGAGCAGCUCCGCCACCAGCUGGCCGCCAGCGCGGACGAGCAGGCGCAGGCCCACGAGACCCUCCGCGCGGAGCUGGCGGCUGCCCAGCAGGAGCGCGACAACGCCGCGCAGCAGGCGCAGCGGCACGCAGAGGAGCUGGAGCAUCUCCGCCACCAGCUGGCCGCCAGCGCGGACGAGCAGGCGCAGGCCCACGAGACCCUCCGCGCGGAGCUGGCGGCUGCCCAGCAGGAGCGCGACAACGCCGCGCAGCAGGCGCAGCGGCACGCAGAGGAGCUGGAGCAGCUCCGCCACCAGCUGGCCGCCAGCGCGGACGAGCAGGCGCAGGCCCACGAGACCCUCCGCGCGGAGCUGGCGGCUGCCCAGCAGGAGCGCGACAACGCCGCGCAGCAGGCGCAGCGGCACGCAGAGGAGCUGGAGCAGCUCCGCCACCAGCUGGCCGCCAGCGCGGACGAGCAGGCGCAGGCCCACGAGACCCUCCGCGCGGAGCUGGCGGCUGCCCAGCAGGAGCGCGACAACGCCGCGCAGCAGGCGCAGCGGCACGCAGAGGAUGCCGCGUGUGUGCGGCAAGAGCUGGAAGCUAAGGCAGCGCAGUUCGAACAACUGGAAGCAAACGUUGUCACCUGGAAGGAGAAGGUGAAGAACGCGAAACUGAGGGAUUCCGAGAGAAUUUCGAGCCUAACGGAGGCGAGGGAGAACUGGCAGAGAGAAGCGGUGAGGGUUGCGGAGGCUGUGUGGCUGCUGUGUGCCGGUACUAUGAUCUGCGGAAAUGUGGAGUCGCCGGCGGAGUGGUCAGAGAGUCUUUGUGAAGCUGUGAAAGAUGGACAGGGUGCCUUGGUAUGCCUUUCGUUAAAACUGGGGACGGAAGGCACUUGGGCGGGUAUUCAAUGGUUCAAGGAACAGUUCACAGCUUACCUUGAUGUUCGUGCGUCAGCGGCCGAGGAAGCGGCAGAGCGGGUAGAGGCUUUGGAGGGUGAAAUCUUGCGCCUAAAGGAAUCGGAGGCUUCAUUGAAUGCUCGUUGCGAAAAUACCGAAGCGCACGCAAGGGAUCUUGAAGAGGAUUUGAAACGUGCAUCGACUCAAGCAGAGCGUGUUUCAGAAUUGGAACAGGAGACCAGCGAGCUCAGAGCGCGGUGCAACCUUCUUCGGAAAGAGCUGCAGAGGCAGCGGGAGGCAAUGCAGCGAGACCGGUCACAGCCGCACGAGACCGCAAACAGCGAGGCUGCAGCGUCUCCAGUCACGGAGAAUGCAAGUGCAGUGCAGUCUGUCUUGCUUGCGGCGGCGGGCUGUGUGUCGGAGCGGGAUGUCGCGACGUUCGUGGACAGCAGGGGUUUGCCGGAUGGGUCUCUCAAGCUGAGCAAGGCAGCAGCAGAGCAGCUGAUGAAGGAAAAUGCCGAACUCAAGCGAGAAAACGCGCACAACAACGCUGUUAUUGCUCAGUACAUCAGAGAGUUAGAGGGGUACAAGGCAAAUGAACGAGUGCAGCUCAGCAUUGAGUAUCUCCGCAACAUCGUGCAGCAGUAUCUCUGCGCGGCAGAGGAUUUGCGCCCAAAGAUGAUCCCGGCCAUUUGCACCGUUCUGGAAUUCAGCAGCAAACAAAAAGAAGACGUCCAAACAGCAAACCCACGAUGCCCUCGAUUUCACUGA